Molecule: messenger RNA, 2130 nt
Organism: Diaporthe citri
Lineage: Eukaryota; Fungi; Ascomycota; Sordariomycetes; Diaporthales; Diaporthaceae
Exons: 1
Coding region: 1-2130 (709 amino acids)
Molecular function (GO): oxidoreductase activity, acting on CH-OH group of donors; flavin adenine dinucleotide binding
Source: RefSeq, a predicted model, not a curated record
AUGAAGGCAGUCUCGGGCUCCGUCAGGGGCAUUGCGGUGGCUGGUGCCGUGGCCGGGCUCGGGGCUCUUCGCACGGCCGCCGCCUUCCCCCUCUCUGAAGACCCGAUCCUCCCUCCACUCUCUAGCCGGGACGUGACGGCAAACGGCGAUGAUCUGAGCGGCAAGACCUACGACUACAUCGUCGUCGGCGGUGGCCUGGCUGGCCUCACAGUAGCCGCCAGGUUAUCCGAGGACCCUGAUGUGACAGUCGCCGUCAUCGAGGCCGGCCAGGACAUCUAUGGCGCACAUGAGUCGAGGUUCCUCACGCCAUCGGCUGUUCUGUACGAUUCGUUCCUCAACACCGAGUACGACUGGAAGUAUGUGACGACGGCACAGGCUGGGCUCAACCAGCGAACGACACCAUGGGCCAGAGGCAAGGUGCUCGGCGGCAGCUCUUCAGUCAACAGCAUGUACAUGGUCCGGGCCUCUGCCCGGGAGUUCAACUCGUGGGGCUCGCUAAUCGGCGCGCCAGAGACGUGGGGCUGGGACAGCAUGUUCGCGGCCAUGAAGAAGUCAGAGGACUUCCAGGAGCCCGUCCAGGCCGUGCGGGAUGUCGUGCCCAGCCUCAAGUGGAACCCAGCCAGCCACGGCACCGGAGGCAACAUCAAGACGGGGUGGCCAGGCAAGAGCUACCCUUUCGUCCAGUCAUUCCUGACUGCCGUUUCCAACACGGGCACGCCCGUCAACGACGACCCUGACGCUGGUGAGAACUGGGGUGCGUACCUGGCCACCUCCGCCAUCAACGCGCAGAACUGGCACAGGUCCAGCUCGAGGACGGGCUACCUGGACCCCAUCGACACGGAGCGCUCCAACAUCCACGUCCUGACCGGCCACCAGGCCACCAAGGUGCUGCUCGACACCUCCGACCCCAACAACGUCAAGGCCACCGGUGUCCAGUACGCCCCCGACGCCAACUCUCCACUACUGACCGUCAACGCGGCCAAGGAGGUGAUCGUCUCCGGCGGCACCAUCAACUCGCCGCAGCUGCUGCAGCACAGCGGCAUCGGCGACGCCGGCCAGCUGGGCCAGCUCGGCAUCAAUUCGACCGUCGACCUCCCCGGCGUGGGCCACAACGUCCAGGACCACGUCAGCGCCGCCCUGCUCUACCCGCCCAAGGACCCCAACCAGCAGCCGCCCGCCAAGAUCACCGGCGACGUCGUGACCGACUCCUUCGUGCAGUCCGCCAUCGCCUACAUCAACCUGACCACCCUCGUCGGGGCGGCCGAGGCCGGCGCCCUCCUCGACAGCGCCCGCGCCGACGUCAGCGCCGCCAUCAACGCCGCCCCGAUCCCGGACGCCGUCAAGCAGGCCUGGAAGACCACAUACACCAGCCAGGUGGACAACAUCUACGACUCCCCCGUGGGCUUGGUCGAGAUCCUCCUCGCCGACAUCUUCGGCACCGUCAACAUCCAGGUGGCCCUGCAGCAGCCCCUGUCGCGCGGGUCCAUCCUCGUCACGAGCGCAGACCCCUUCACCCCGCCCGCCAUCAACCCCAACUACCUCACCCAGGACGUCGACCUGCGCCUCCUGCGCGAGGGCCACAAGCUCGCGCGGCGCAUCGGCGAGUCCAUGGCGGACGUGCUCGGCGCCGAGUCGCAGCCCGGCGCGGCCGCCGUCGCCGACGAUGCGGGCUGGGACGGGUUCAUCCGCCAGAACGCGGGGACAGAGUACCACCCGUCGUCGUCGUGCUCGAUGCUGCCGCGCGACAAGGGGGGAGUCGUCGACAAGAACCUGCUCGUGUACGGGACGUCCAACCUGCGGGUUGUCGACGCGAGCAUCGCGCCCACGAGCGUUAGCGCGCACCUCAUGACCGCCACGUACGGCAUCGCCGAGAUCGGGGCCGACAUCAUCAAGGCGGCGCGCAAGGCUGCCACGGCUCCGUCUGGCAAGCUGCAGCAGACGCAGAAGGUCAGCCCUGCUGCCGAGAGCGGCGGUGAGCAGGCAGAGGAGGACAAGGACUCCAAGACGGCCGCCGUGUCUGCUGGUGCCGGGACUGCUGCCGUUGGGUCGAUCGCCGCGGCUGGUCUCAUCAUCGGCCGCACCGUCCUGCGGAGGUGGCAGGGUCAGAAGUACGCCAAGGUCGUUGCUUGA